AUGCUCUGCCUCAUCAUGUACAUGAUAAUCCUCCUGGAAAAUAGCCUCCUCAUUAUCAUCAGCAUAUUGGAUUCUCGCCUCCAUACCCCCAUGUACUUCUUCCUUGGGAACGUCUCAUUCUUAGACAUCUGUUACACAUCAUCCAUUCUUCUAAUGCUCAUCAUACUUACGUCUGAGAGAAAAUCCAUCUCUUUCAUUGGCUGUGUUCUUCAGAUGGUUGUCUCCCUUGGGUUGGGAUCCAUUGGGUGUGUCCUCCUGGCUGUGACGGCCUAUGAUCAUGUGGCCAUUUGCAACCCACUGAGGUACCCCAUCAUCAUGAACAGGGUGCUGUAUGUGCACAUGGCUACGUGGUCUUGGAUCAUAGGCUGUCUGAACUCCUUAGUGCAAACAGUCCUGACAAUGGUGUUGCCUUUCUGUGGGAAUAACAUCACUGACCACCUUACCUGUGAGAUCCUGGCCCUUCUUAAACUCAUCUGCUCAGAUAUCACCAUCAAUGCGCUUAUCAUGACAGUGGCAAGUAUUAUUCUAUUGAUGAUUCCUCUGCUGUUAAUCUUCGUCUCCUAUGUUUUCAUCCUCUCUUCCAUCCUGAGAAUUAAUUCUGCUGAAGGGAGAAAAAAAGCCUUUUCUACCUGUUUGGCCCACCUGACUGUGGUCAUCUUAUUCUAUGGUUCAGCCUUAUUUAUGUACAUGAAGCCCAAGUCAAAGGACACAAACAUUUCUGAUGAGAUCAUUGGGCUGUCUUGUGGAGUGGUAACCCCGAUGUUGAACCCCAUCAUUUACAGCCUGAGGAAUAAGAAGCUGAAAGAAGCUGUGAAGAAAGUCCUGAGCUGACACCUGCAUCUAUGGAAAAUGUGAAAGGACUUGACAUGUGAUAUCAUCAAUGUGAGACCAGAUCAGGUCUUUUGUAUUCUGAGACGAAGUCAUAGAACCCAUUGUCAAGAAAACUUACCUGCUUGUAAGUCCAAAGAUGGAACUCCCAUUCUUUUCAAUACAGAAUAUUCAUGUAAACCUUCUGAACACUGUCUUGUUGGCAGUGUUUCUAGGUGUUUGCAGCUCAGCCAAUUGGGGCCAUAUAGAGCGUAUGGCUUUUCCUCAAGAUAAAUCUCUCUCCUCUCUG
Molecule: messenger RNA, 1117 nt
Organism: Physeter macrocephalus (sperm whale)
Lineage: Eukaryota; Metazoa; Chordata; Mammalia; Artiodactyla; Physeteridae
Product: olfactory receptor 13D1
Biological process (GO): detection of chemical stimulus involved in sensory perception of smell; G protein-coupled receptor signaling pathway
Cellular component (GO): plasma membrane
Molecular function (GO): olfactory receptor activity; G protein-coupled receptor activity
Source: RefSeq, a predicted model, not a curated record